Molecule: messenger RNA, 2701 nt
Organism: Varroa destructor (honeybee mite)
Lineage: Eukaryota; Metazoa; Arthropoda; Arachnida; Mesostigmata; Varroidae
Biological process (GO): mitochondrial respiratory chain complex I assembly; electron transport coupled proton transport; aerobic respiration
Cellular component (GO): respiratory chain complex I
Molecular function (GO): quinone binding; 4 iron, 4 sulfur cluster binding; NADH dehydrogenase (ubiquinone) activity
Source: RefSeq, a predicted model, not a curated record
GCAAGUGAACGAGUUAAGUGUUUGUUAUGAUCUCCGUAGGUGCCAAUAGGCAGCAUUGGUGUGUUGGUGAUCUCGCGGACACAGCAAAAUGCUCAGGGUUGUUCAAGGGCUUCGGUGGCAAGUCCAGCGGAGCGGCUUGACCGGCUUUCCGUUGGUAUCUGCGUGUCCUUUAAGUACAUCGAUUAGUUCCAGUGCCGCACAAAAAGAGCAGAUUGGUGAUCAGCCUGCCGGAAACGAUGAAGCCACCCUUACGCGUCCAGGAUACUCACCCUUUCAAAUCGACUUCAAGACUAAUAAAGUGGAGUACGCACUAGCCCGUGCAGAUGAUUUAGUAAACUGGGCCAGAAAAGGCUCGCUAUGGCCGCUGACAUUCGGCCUUGCGUGCUGUGCCGUUGAGAUGAUGCACAUCGCUGCUCCACGAUAUGACAUGGAUCGUUUCGGCGUCGUGUUUCGGGCUUCUCCGCGACAAGCGGACGUCAUUAUUGUUGCCGGAACCGUCACCAACAAAAUGGCGCCGGCUCUUCGGAAAGUCUACGAUCAAAUGGUUGACCCGUGUUGGGUGAUCUCCAUGGGAUCAUGCGCCAACGGUGGUGGCUAUUAUCAUUAUUCGUAUUCAGUUGUCCGUGGCUGUGAUCGUAUUAUCCCUGUAGACAUUUACGUACCCGGAUGUCCACCUACUGCUGAGGCGCUGAUGUAUGGCAUCCUGUUGCUUCAGAGAAAGAUUAAGCGUAUGAACAGUGCACAGAUGUGGUACCGCAAGUAACUGAGAAGUAGCAGUUGCAAACUUAUCUCUAGGGGCGAGACGAAAGUAAAAUAGAAUAGGAUGCGUCAUCUACAAAUGGUACCGUCUUCUUUUCUGAAAAACGGCAAAACGCUUUUAGCAGUUUGUAUAUACGAUCUUGCAGUCGGAUGACAAUGAUUCGGCCGGAUGACGAAGGUGACAAUAAAAUAGAAACCCAAAUGAAAUGCGAACGUUUAUUAAGUUGGGUCAAUCAGGCCUGACAAUACCGUACGGAGAACGGUUUAGACAGCAGGAAUCUGCCUGAAAUACAUGAUAAAAUGGUCUGAAAAAAAUACUUCGACGUGUAGUCAGAUGAAAGAUGCCUUUUUGGGUUUAUGAUGAGCAGCUCUGAUGAGCAUUGUUGUAGUAAAAGGAAAUAUAGCAAUUAAUUAUUUCAGAGUUAAGUGAUAAAUGUAAGGUGGACGGAUCACACGUCUAUACACACUAUACGGCAUGCAACAACAAUAAAUGCAGUCGAAAGUAGACGUUUUAACAACAGUAAUAUAGAAUCUGUUGUCUUUUGGUAAAGACAGUUAGUGUUAAAAGACAAAAAAAAAAUUGUUUGCGGAUUUUGUGACGCAAACAGUAUUUUUUUUAAGGUACAUAUUCUUUGCAUUUAUUCAAGGGAUCACCUUGAGUCUGUUUUUGUAUUCAGUUGUCAUGAAAACAGCUUUGAGUGGUUCACCCUUUUAAAGAGAUUUGACUUCAAACUCCAUAAUGACCCUUUACGUUUUCUUUUGGUUUUAAUAAUUGGUAAUUCAGAAUGAAAAGUGGCAAACAUUAGUCUCAUAUUUCAUAAUAACGCUAUUUUAUAAUUGGUGACAUUUAGCGGAACUUCUUUGGUCUUCGAGGUGCGCUCGUACACUUCGAAAUAUAGGAGUGUUUGCUUGUAUAUUCAUUCAGGCUUUUAACAAAUAAACCAUAGUAAGCCUGAAAAAUCACAAUUUUUAAGUUUCCGCGAGUAUAAGUCCCAUUAUAAAAUUUUAGUAGUGAAGACAAGCUCUGCAUUUGCUAAAGGCUCUACAACUAGGAAUAUCUUUAACCGUUAGUUCAACAAGUGCCCGAAAGGAAACUUUGAACUCAAAAAUGAGCACUGUUGAAGACCCUCGAUAGAUCACAACGAGUUAAGAGCUGUGGUGAAAUCGGACCCAUCUCAAAAUGCAUGAGUAGUAGUAUUCAAGUUUAACGUGCGUAAAAAUGCCAUACUUGUUUGCCUCAGUCAACUUAAUAAAGUAAAAAAAAUUGGCAAAUAGUGCUGCGUGAUUUGAGCAAGGAUAAAAAACAAAAAUGUAUGGACGUUCUUUUUUGCCCUCACGCUGCUGCAGUGGCCCAUUUUUGCACUUAAUUGCAACCUGCGAUGAACGAUCGAUUCUCUAUGGUAAUAAAGCACGAUCACAUCAAUAGGCGCAUGCGACUGAUGGGGCAUCAUGCUAAAGCGAUUGUAUAGCUUUAAGAAUAUAUGGUGUACGUUAGUGGGCUAAUACAGGCGUUACGUACUACAGCUUUAUGAGUUCUGGUUCGUCUAUAAUGACUGAAAUGUACCGGAAACAAUUAUUAUUACACAGAUUAUUUUUGUUAAUGUUAACAGCUUUUUCGUAAAAAAAAUAUUUGGAUUGUAGAAAUUGCUCUUCGAAACUUCAUAGAUUUUUGUUCUAUUACUCUAGAAAUUCUAUAGCAGCGGAAAAAGCUACCAGCCAGAUACCAGGAGGUCGUUGAAAUUAAAGUUACACGAUUUGAAUGAAAAUAAAAUUGCACAUGUAAAAAAAAUCCAAACAGCUACAAUUCAUUACGUUACGUUUUGUACAAAACGGCGACCCAAUACUCACAAGAAAACCAGGUUUUAAAUGAACGUUUUUGUGUGAAAGGAAGUAGGUAAAGCUUAAUGAUGGUGUUAGCGUGAUAGCCAAAUUCAGCCUGGUU